Molecule: messenger RNA, 1239 nt
Organism: Rotaria socialis
Lineage: Eukaryota; Metazoa; Rotifera; Eurotatoria; Philodinida; Philodinidae
Source: the annotation of a GenBank genome assembly
AUGUGUACUGAAAAAGGUUGUAGUGUAUCUGUGCAUACAACUCUUAACAAGGAAUUGAUAUGUUUAAAUGGUGUUCAUAAUCAUCUUUCAAGUCCAGAACAACUAGAAGCUAAACUUGUACGAAACAAAAUGAAAAAGCGAAUAUUAACUGAAACUAUACCCAUUACAAAAAUCUAUGAUGAAGAAAUAGUGAAAGCGAAGCUUUCAAAAUCAGCAGCAGCAAUUUUGCCAACUGUUAUCGAAUAUCGAUCUAAUAUGAGUAAAACACGUCGAAAAAUCACAUCUGUUAUACCAUCAACUGUUAUGAUCGAAAUUCCAGAGUUAUAUCAACAAACACUUUCAAAUGAACGAUUUUUAACAAUUGAUUUGUUUCUUAAACGUGGUCAAGAUAGAAUUCUUGUCUUUGCAAGUAAUCAACAAUUAGAAUUAUUAUUUGAAUUUUGUAUGGAAGAUUUACGAGUUGCUUUUUGUGUUUUACCAAAUAAACGUGGAAAAACGUAUACUGCACUUAUGGAACAAUUAAAAGAACAAGUUAAUAUUGUGGGAAAACAAUUUAAUCCAAAACGGUUUGUAACUGAUUAUGAACCUGGUUUAAUGCCUAUACUUGAGCAAGAAUUUCCUAAAGCACUUCACUCCGAUUGUAUGUUUCAUUUCAAUCAAGUAAUUCAUCGAAAAAUUACAGCUUUUGGUUUAUCGAGUGAUUAUUUACACAAUGAAAGUAUUCGUGAUCAAUGUCGCCAGCUAAUGGCUUCAAGUCUCACUCCGAUCGAUGAAGUGAAGAAUCAAUUUAAACGUUUACAAACAAUCAUGUCAACAUUAUUAGGUGAUUUACUACUUUACUUCAAGCACCAGUGGAUGUAUGGUGUUGUUCCUAUUGAAAUGUGGAAUUUUCAUAAUGUUGAUCAUCGAACUAAUAAUACAUCAGAAACUUAUAAUCUUCGUUUCGCAACUCGAUUGUCUAGAAAACAUCCAAAUGUUUGGAGUUUUAUACAAUUAAUUCAAUGUGAACAUGUUCGUUUUGAACAUACACUGAUACAACGUGAUGCUGGAGCAUCUAUCCCAAAACAGUCAAAAAAAAAAACAAAAGCUUUUCAAAUGAAAUUCAAUAACCUUAAAGAAAGAUUUCUGAAGAAAGAACUGAAUUGUAAUCAAUUAGUAACGGGUGUAUCAUUGCUAAUUGGAAACAAAAAAAACAGUAUCAGCCUUACUACAUAUCAUCGUCAUUUUAUUUUUCACUAA